Molecule: messenger RNA, 2124 nt
Organism: Histoplasma capsulatum G186AR
Lineage: Eukaryota; Fungi; Ascomycota; Eurotiomycetes; Onygenales; Ajellomycetaceae
Product: Mob1 family protein
Exons: 2
Coding region: 1-1599 (532 amino acids)
Cellular component (GO): cytoplasm
Source: RefSeq, a predicted model, not a curated record
AUGACGACUGCUGGUGCUUCUCCCUCGAGCUCGCCUCGAUUGCCCAGUCCGCCGCCGUUCACUGAGGUGCAGAUUGGGCCCCAAUCCCCUACUGUUGGCGAAGGGUUCGGGGCUACCAGCGAAGAGAUCCUGGGUUUGCCCCAUGAGCCUGACGAUGCGUCGAUGCGGAGAAUACGACCGGGAACCAAAUCUGCGGAUAUGUCGGCGGGGCCUCCCCUAGUUCCCCUCUCUCAACUCGAUUCCCCAUUUCAAUUACAGGAGCACCUUAAAGCAUUAUAUCAGCACUACACUAGGCCUACCGACUCCUCGACUCUAAAUCCCAUAACCCGUGACAUUGCGCGGGAUCUCGCAGAGCCUCCGGAGGGAGUAGAACGGUCGCUAUGGCUUUAUGAGCUCUGUCGAUUCCUCACCAUGAAAGCGAACAACCUCAUCGUCGCUUUUUUUGCGGAAGAUCCUCCUUGUUCUGCUCAAACAUGCCCCGAAAUGCGUGCAUCCGAAUGGCAAUACUUAUGUGCCGUCCACGAUCCUCCAAAAUCAUGUUGUGCUAUUGAUUACUGCUGUCACACUCUUGACUGGGCUGCGAAUAUCUUGACAUCUCCAAAAUACUUCCCGAGCAGAUUGACUCUUGGCUCGGAGUCAUCCGGGGGACCCCAAACGAGCAUGAAGCACCUUACCAACAUUUUCCGCCGUGUUUAUCGGAUAUUUGCCCAUGCAUGGUUCCAACAUCGUGAGGUAUUUUGGCAGGUUGAAGGCCACGACGGUCUGUAUAUUUUCUUUAAGACGGUCUGCGACGUCUAUAAUCUCAUUCCAGAGGACAACUAUACGGUCCCAAAAGAAGCAGAAGGACUCCAGCCACCCAGCAAUCCAGACCCGGAGCAUGACUCCAAUAAACGAAUGACCAUUAUGCGGAAAGAAUCAGAAACUCGAGCAGAGAAGCCAACUACAGACGAACAGUCAGAGCAGACCAUGUUAAAUGUUGCAGCUACCACCAGGCGGCAUAAAGCCACUCCCUCAGUCGGGGCCAUUGUUCCGACUAUCACAGAAGCAGCAGAAGACGACGACGACGACACAAACAAAAAUAGGCAGCUACCUGAUGAGGAAGACUCUGAUUUAAAACUCCCCGAUCCUUCAGUUUCUGAAACAAAACCCGGUCAAUCGUCAGUCCCAUCCGUAGAAGCUCCCGCGAAUGACGAAAACUUGACUGAAACACGCGCACCUGACGAUGACGGGAUGGAGAAAUCGGGAGCAAUCACACCGCCACCGGUCGAGCCAACAUCAGAGAGCGAUUCACAAGAGCAGAGCGAAAAAUCCAAUGACUCUCCCAAACAGGAAGAAUCGAAUGAUUCCCUCGUAAACAAAGAAAUAGACGUCUUCGAACCAGAUACUCCAGUUGACGAUUCGAAAGCUAUCGAGGUAGAUUUGCCAAAAGAAGACCCAACAAUCCCCGAAUCAGAAACGCCGAAACCAGAAAACGACUCCUCUGAUGAGAUUACUGAUAUUGACCCUGUUAGUCCCGAUCUCCCGGGAAGUCCAGGCAGCCCUGAAGCCCCUACUACCGCAAUUGAAGUCAAAGCUGCUGACUCGGACAAACCUUUCUGAACUUGUCUCUCGUCUCAGCAUGCUACGAUUGAUAAUUCGCCUUUUUUGCCUAUUUUUCGUUCUUUUAAAAUCAUCUGCUUCUUCCUCAAGGAAACUUUUCAGCGCCUCUUUAUCCAGAAUAUAUAUUUAUAAUCCGCUUUAAUGUGUGUACAUGAUAUACCGUAUGUAGAUGUAUGUCUUAGUCGUCUUUUAUUCUCUCAUUUUCAUUCAUGGUUCGUGCUUACAUACUUCUUUCUGAGCCGCUAUUCUCAAAUGAGGAAUUCCGGGGCUCCCCUUCCUGUUCGAUUCUCUACCCCCUUCGCUUUUCUAUCAAGCGCAAAUCGCUUUUAUUCUACUGAAGAAAAUUGAUUGUGGCGCUAGAAUGUAUCGAGUAUAUGUAUAUGGCAGUAUAAUUGGAUAGAUACCCUUGCCAACUCACCUACGGUUAUUUUCAUUUGUUAUCGAAAGAUGUCUUUUUCUGUUUCUUUUCCUCUCCGUAUUGGAAAAUGUCUAGGGGACGAACAAUUACGAUUUCAACCUUUUAAC